CUGACAUAUGCUGUCAUCUCUGAUUACUUUGAGACUUUUCCUCUCCUCUCUUGUUAGUUUUUAGCAAUGGUCGCAAAAGGAGUGGAUUGGUUUUAGUUUCAAUUUUUAAUUUGCAGCCCGUUAAGAUGAACCGGGGUGGUCGCGUGGAGGUGACGCCGCCGGAGUGCGCGCUGGCGGCCGAGAUGUUCGACCACUUCUGCGCAGCCGGCACCAUGAAGCAGAUCCUGGCACUGCAUCGGGAGAUCUGCAACACGCUCACUCUGAAACCUAAUAGACUCCCGGACUUCUAUCCGAAGCUGAAGGCGAAACUGGCAAGCUCGUGGAAAGCUCAAGCGCUGUUCAAGAAAUUCGACGCGCGUGCCAAUCACAAGGUGUAUCUGAAGGGGCGGGCGUGCUCCUCCACCAGGGCCCUCAUCAUAGGUGCCGGCCCCUGCGGUCUGAGGGCCGCUAUAGAGUGUCAGCUGUUGGGCGCCAAAGUGGUGGUAAUCGAAAAACGAGAUCGUAUGUCGCGCAACAACGUACUACAUUUAUGGCCGUUCGUUAUCCAAGACCUCCGUGCUCUCGGCGCGAAGAAGUUCUUCGGCAAGUUCUGCGCAGGCUCCAUAGACCAUAUCAGCAUCAGGCAACUGCAAUGCAUCUUGCUAAAGGUGGCGCUACUGUUAGGAGUGGAGUUUCACGAAGGCGUCAGUUUCGAAGAACUACUGGAGCCUACGGACACGGAGAAUUCUGAAACACUAGGUUGGCGAGCGCGUGUCUCACCACCGGACCACCCGGUCGGCCUUUACGAGUUCGAUUCCCUGCUCGGCGCUGACGGCAAGCGGAACACGCUGCAGGGGUUCAAGCGUAAAGAGUUUCGCGGGAAAUUGGCAAUGGCGAUAACGGCCAAUUUUAUCAAUAGACAUUCUGAACAGGAGGCCUCGGUGCCAGAGAUAAGCGGCGUGGCAUUCAUUUUCAAUCAAAAGUUUUUCAAAGAGUUGUACGAAGUGACGGGUAUAGAUCUCGAAAACAUAGUUUAUUACAAGGACGACACACAUUACUUCGUCAUGACCGCUAAGAAACACAGCCUUUUGGAUAAGGGUGUGUUGCUUAACGACUACUCCGAAGUGUCGCGUCUACUAAGCGUGGAGAACGUUGACCGCGCCGCGUUGAUGCGUUACGCUCAGGAAGCGGCUAGAUUCUCCACCGACGGCCGGCUUCCAUUGAGAGACUUCGCACUGAACCAUUACGGGGAGCCGGAUGUAGCGUUGUUCGAUUUCACUUCGAUGUACGCCGCCGAGAAUGCUAGUAUUGUAUACGAACGUCACGGUCGCCGCCUCCUCUGCCAAUUGGUGGGGGACAGUCUACUGGAGCCCUUCUGGCCCACGGGGUCCGGGUGCGCCCGGGGGUUCCUCUCGGCCCUGGACGCGGCCUGGGCCGUCAGGACUUGGGGCCAGAGCCCUACACCUCAUCCGUUGGAAGUCAUUGCUGAGAGGGAAUCGAUUUAUAGGCUGUUGGCUCAAACGACCCCCGAGAACCUUCAUCGAGAUUUCGGCGCGUACACCCUUGACCCCGGGACCCGGUAUCCGAACCUGAACCGGACGGCCGUGACCCCGCACAGGGUCACAGGGUUCUACGACUCUGAUGACCCCCUCCCGUUGGAUGCUAAGCCUUCAGCCAGGAAGAGAAGGAGAGAAUCGGAUGUAUCCGAAGAGGCUCUCAUCAACUGGGUGGGAUGGUCGGAAGGUGGUCUUCGGGCUGCCGCCAGUGGUCCAGCUCUGUCAGCGGCCGUGAGACGAUACAGACCGGACUUGCUGCCGUGUGGUGCCUCGCCCAGGGCUGUAUAUCACAGUCUUCAUGAGCUCGGCAUUGCGCCCCUCCCUUCAGGGGGUACGCUGCGCGAUGUUCCCGACGCCAAAAUCAGGACGUACUUGUCACGAGUGUACAACUUCUUCAAGGGAGAAGUGCCCCACGUACAACACGACUCCAAUGUCUUCGAUCAAAUCAAACAGUCUCUUCAAAAGGAGAAACAUAUGCGAAAUUCGACCGAGCACUCCGUUUCUGUGUACUCGAACGCGGCGGACGCCGACAAAUCGCACUCGAGCUACCGUAAGAAGCGGCGUUCCGUCCGACAAGUAAGUACCGAUCCCGCCGACUACAUCCGACGAAAAAUCGGCCGACUCCAGCUGGACGACAUCACCAAACUGGCGCGACUGAUCGACGGACACGACGACCUGUCGUCCGACACGCACGCGGACAAACAGACAGACUUACAGGAGCAAAUUUUGGCGCUUUUAGAUCCUGACGAAUCACCCGAUCCUAAGGUAUUGAGGGAAUCGUUAGCGCAACUCUUACAAGGUACAACGAAAACUACGGUGGCUAAUACGAAAAUAUCUAAUUACUUUCAUGGUAAUGGUAACCAGGAUAAACCGGUGAAACCUCCGCGGAAAUUGAAAGGGCUAGAUCUUUCCACUAUGAAGAUACCUGAUUUCUCAGACAUUCUGCAGGACGACUCGGCCGAUACCGAUGUCACUUUGGUGACAGAGACUAAAGCGCAAAAGAAAGAGUUAAAAUCGGCCAGUUCUAGUCCAAAAAAGAAGGAAUUUAUUAGGUCGUCUUCCACGGAAGGCCCCUUUCCGCAGAAAGGGCGACGCCUUUCCGAUGUCAUGGACUGCCAAAAAAGGAGACAUUCGCAAAGUCCCGACGUACGCGCCCCGUUCGCGCGAUCAAAUUCGGUCGGGUCACCGGAGAUAGCUCAAAACACGAAGCGAAUCGCGCAAAUAUUUGAAAAUCACAAGCGUAGACACACACCGAGUCCUGAAUCACGAACGGUCAGGUCCGGUUCGGUCGGCACUCCGGAGAUGGCUUUACGAAUGCAACGCAUGGCGGAAAUCAUUGAGGGUAAACGUCGCAACACGCCCAGCCCGGAGAGAUCCAAGAGAUCGGAGUCGAUCGGAAAUCCAGAGAUGGCGCUGCGGAGGCAGAGGGUCGUAGAUCUGAUUAAGGGACAGAAACCGAAAGAAUUGGUGCAACCCCAGAGAAGAAACUCUGGUGAUACUAAUAUGGCGUUUCGCAUGCAACGGGUCUCGGAUAUGAUUCAGAAGAAAAAUGCGGAAGUGAAGCGGGCUAAGGGGGGCGGCAGAAGGCGGGCCGCCAGAGAGAUCAUGCGGCAACGCUUCGAGAAGAGUUUGCAGAUGUUGGCGACAGAAGCUAGAGUUGACUUACCAUCGGCAGACUUGGAGAACGACUACGGCUUACAGCAGUACCGGGCGAGCGCCCCACACUUUGGCGAGCGCGUGCGCAACCUCGAGAAACAACUGCAACACUACGAGGAGGGGCGUAUCGUGGGCGGUGGGGGGAGAACGGCGGGGGGCGGGGCGCGCGUCGCGAAACUAGCGGCCGAACUGUCCGGCUCUUCAGCCACUAGUGCCGCGCCAAAGUCUUCGAAACCUAAGGACCUGAUGCGAUCCGUCGGUAAGAUUGAGCGUGACGACUGGAACGUGAAGGAGAUUGAGAGGAAGAUACUGGAGAAUAGACUCGGCAGGCCUGAGCCCAGGGCCGCCGAGAAGGUGCCCAAGUGGGAUAGGGAGCAGUUUCUCGGCCGCCAAAGAAGACUGAAGGAAGGUGACGCCGGCGAAGAGAAAUGGUGCGAGAUUGACGAGACUCUCAGCAAGUUGGAUCAGAAACUGCGCGACUCUGGCCGCCCUGACCACGGCACUAACAAGGUUGCCAAUUUAGCCACGAAGUUUGUGAAGAAGGAGGAGCCUGAUAAUGUUGCCAAAUCCGUGCCAAAGGAAGAGCUCAAGAAAUCAUGGCGCGGCCCGUCAUUUGCUGGGAUGCAGUGUGCUGCUUGCGGUACUAGAGUGUUCGCGGCCGAAGGUGUGACUGCGGACGGGCUGCAUUUACACCGAGCAUGCUUCAGAUGCGCCGUUUGUAAGACUGUCUUGAGGCCUGGUAACUAUACAAUGGAACGAUACGGCAGCCGCUUAGUCUGCUUACGUCACUCCGGGGUCAAUGUCCCCGACGCGAUAACCCCGGGGUCAUUGGCCCCGCCCCCACCCCGCAGCGAAGCCCCCACCCCCACACCUGAGAGGAUCAGCUUGGAGUUGUCCGAUAGCGGGGCGAGAGAAAUCGAUGAAGACGAAUGGACUGAUAGGAACUUCUUGGCUUCGGAGACGUCUUGCGCUGGUGGACUAAGCGACGAAGAAGAAUCCAGUUCGGACGAGUACACGGACGCUGACGACAGCGGUGACGACGCGCAACAGUCGCCGCUGCCCGCGCUGACGUCGCAACCGCGACACGACGUAUACUUCUCUGACGACUCAUUUGGUUACGACGACUAUUCCGACACGGGCGCAGAAUCAUCAGGCAACGAGUCGUGUUCGCGCAUGCGCGAAGCCCGCGAGGCCCGGCGUCGUGAGGUUCCCCCCAGGCCCGACGCUAGGCCCCCCACUGACAGCAGCGAGGUGGAGUCGGAGGAGGAAAGCUCGUCGAGUUCCGUGUCUUCCGCCACCGAAGUGUCCACCGACAGCGAGUUCGCGGAGGAGCCCCCCGCGCCCUCGCCCCCCGCCAUCCUCGUCACGGAACCACCCCCCCCAAUAGAGUACCCCCUCAGCAGAACAAGAUCCGCGGGAGGAAUCGCCACGAAACGAGCCCUAGAACUCAAAAAACGAUACCUCCUCGGCGAACCUUCCCCGCCAGCAGUGAGAAAGUCCGAAUCGACGUCACAAAUCGACACCAAACUGGAAGCUUUCCGCUCCAAUAUAACAGAGUUUCAGAAAAUGUUACACCCCGCCCCCUCCCCCACUAUACACGUGCAAAGACCGAUCGUAACUUUCCAACUCGUCGAAGAAAAGAAAACGCAACCUAUGCCCGAUAUCAUCAAGAAUUUAUGCGACGCACCGGUCGAUUUGCUCACAAAAGGAGAUUUACCAUUUUGCGAGAAAAACUGGAAAGAUGAAUCUGUAGAGGAGAAGAACGUAGAACCGGACUUAGAUUCGGAUUCUUUGUCGGAAGACGACUCGUCACACACUGAGACGGCGCCGAACCAAUCCGUGCCGAGAGUGGAAGUACACGACGAAGGUGGUGAAUUGAUUCAGCUCGAUAGUCUGACGUUGAUCAAUAGUUCGGAAGACAAUGACGAGAAAGCGUCGGGAACUGUGACGACGACUCUGCCCACUGUGAUCGCGGCGGAAUCGGAAUCGUCGGAGUCUGGACGCGAUGCGACCACUUUAGCCAUGACGGAGACUGAACUAUCAGACUGGGCGGCUGAAAGUGGGGUAUUAGAAGACUGCGGACUCGAAGACAGGGAGGAGAGACGACGCGCCGCUCCUAGGACACUGAGUGGGCCGAAAAGUGUUCACGAUGCGAAAAACAUAUCCGCUAUAACGUCCCACGUCUGCGGACGAUCAAGUCCCGACCCUGUGGUCUUCUCGAACGCCUUCGAAAACUUCGAGUUCGCAGAUGAAGGUGAACAGGAUCCGUCUUUAGAAACCCCCGCAACCCCUCGAAACGAAGGCUACAUGGAAUUUGUAGACGACGAUUAUGACGCGUACUCUCCCAGCAACGAUCGGUCCAUGAACUUUAUAGAAAGCAGCUUCUCAGAAACUGUCCUGAAACCCAUCAGCCAAGAAGCUAGUAGCCAUGAAAUCGUCGAUACUACCCCCACCAUUGACCCGACCAGCCCAGGAAGUAACACAGAUAAUCAAGAAUUUCCGAUUAAUGAAUACGAAAUACCCGAAGAUCUGAAGUCACCUCAAUUGCUAAAAUCGAUCGAAAAUGUAUCUAGUGAAACAGGAUCCAGUGAAAAAGAAUCAAGUGAAAAAUUAUCAAGUAAAAAAGAUUCAAGCGAGAAAGACUCUAGUGAAAGAGCAACAAAUGACAAAAGAUCAAGUGAAAAAGAUUCUAGUGAAGUAGGAUUCAGUGAAAAAGGAUCAAGUGAAAAAUCGAGUAGCGAAAGCGCAAAAGCAGGUGACGAUCGAAAGACGAGUGAAGAAAGUAAAGAAUUACCCGCCGUUGAAAGUAAAAUCGAAUCGCUCAGUCUAUCAGACUUAUCACCACCUUUAGAGAAAGAUAGUUCGGAUAUGGAACGGAAAUCGGUUAUGAAGAGUGAGACUUCGAUGUCACUAUUUGACGAGUCCCUCCUCAACCCUCGGGUAGCUCAUUCGCCGAAAAAUGUCAUCCCAUACAUGACCAAUUCGCCGAUAACCUACACCGGGCCCGCGUCGAUGCGUCUUUACUCGCCCGCCAUCUGUCGCUCGGCCAGCGAGAACUUCACUAGAUCCAAUUCUAGAAGUACAGACUCGCCAUCGCGGAGUAUAGAACUGUCGAUAUCGAUAAACUUGAGCUCCGGCUCGAUAUCGCCAGUCAGUCCCACGCCGCUGCGCGAGACUACAGACAAAGUUCAAGAGAUUAAGAGGGAAAGAGAGGAACAGACUGAGGUCGUUCGAAAGCUCGUCUUAGAGCGGCUGGGAAGCGGUCCGCGGGCGGCGAGGAAGUCUUCACGACGAACACGCAUCGCCCCGGCGAACAUUCCCCCUCCCGUCCCUCCCCCGCCCGUUAUGCCGAGCCCCCCUCCUCCCCCUCCCCCGCCAGUUAUCCCCUCCCCUCCGCCAAGGCCUGCGCCCCCUUUGAUGCCUCUACCUGUCACUCCUUCCUUCUCAGACCCUGAGCUGGCGAGAGAAAGAAGAAGCAAAGGCAUCAUGAAGAGCAUAUCAAGUUACCUCAAUAGGCGGCUCGGACCACGACACAAGUGGCGUUCGGAGCCGAUCCUGGCGGCGCACGACCCCGGUCACCAGUCGCGGACGCCCGCCUCGCACAAGUCCACUGGAGCCCUACAGGAGGCGCCGCCCGUGCCCCCGCCCCCAGCCGGCUACUGCCCGCCCGAGCCCCGGGUUCUGCCCUCAAGACUGCCGGGUCCGUCGCAAGCGAGCGUAGCUGUUGACGUGGACGAGCGUGACGCGAUGCAGCUGUGGUUCGAGGCUCGGUGGGCGCGGCUUGUCGCUCAGAGGAGAUUGCGGGAAGAGCGAGCGGAGCGGGACGAGCUGAGCGCCAGGCGAGUGGCCAGACUUGAGCGCAGGCUCACCAGGCCUCUGUCUGCCGAGCAGCAGGCGGCGACGGUGGCCGAGCUGGUGCAGGUGUCAGCGCAGAGGGCGGCCCACAAUGCUCUGCUUGAUGACAGACGACGCACCGCGGCCGGCGGCGGGUUGGGAGGGUAACCCAUCUUGAACCAGACCUUCAUCCUGUUGCUUAACCUUAUAAUAUGAGCUUUAUUCGUGCUGAUAACUGCGUAACCAAUAUAACAAGGGAUGGGCAUCUCUUUUUGUUACAUUGAACAUUGUAACCUGUUUACUUAAAAUCAAGAUCUUCGGAAUCGAGCAAUGUAUGAAAAACAUAGUCAUGGAAAUAAAUGAUAUUUUGUUAAAAUUUUUGUACCUGGUGUAGGUUCUUGCGAAACAAAUUUUACUCUUUUUGCAUGCAGAUAUACAUUUAUAUGUAGUUCAAGAUAUUUUUAAUCUGUGCUCAUCUGACAGGUAUUCGGAUGGCACCGUCGCGCAAAUGUUUGUAAUGGCUUCUAGAUCUUUCCGAGACUAAAAGUAUUAAGGUAUUAACAUUUAUAAUAACUCUUGAUUCGAUCUAGUAUUUAGUUACGUACUAGUUUUAUUUAUAUGACUUUUUGUGUUCUUCCGACGGAUUUGAGUUGUGCCUCUUGGGGCACAGUAGACAGUUAUAGCUAUAUAUGUUUUAUUUAAUUAAGUAGCACUUUAUUGUAGUCGUUAAUUUUAUUCUCAGGUCUGAAUAGAGACACGGGUCGAUUUGAAGAAGAUACGAUAUUUGUACACAUUGGGCCAACGCAUUGGGCCCAAUAUGUAGAGGACUAUUUUGGGAAACGUUUGGGACGCAUCGUAGUUGGUCGUUGGCCCUGUACACAUUGGGCCAACGUAUUGGACCAAGGCGUCUGCGUUGGCGGUGUGACAUUUGCAUACUGCUCAAUAAAUAAUCGUUUUUUUUUUUAAGUUUCUACGUUUUGCAUGUUAUAUAUUGAAACGUACGUUGUAAUAAUGUACAUGAUAAUAAUGUUGGUUACCAAGUUUUAGUUUUACUGGGGAUUUUUUUUGUAUAUUUUUAUGCACGAGAUUAUAAGAAGAAAUUAGGUAUAAGAAAAAAACCGGCAGAGAAUGCCUUGUGGCAUCAAGUCCACCUGUUAUACAUUUUACGUGCAGAAAAUUUUAAAUAAAUAAAUAUUUUAAUAUCUACCAAAAAUGGGCUGAAAUCGAUAUCGUGUCUCUAUUCAUUACUAAUAAAUAGUUCACCACGUGUAAUCAAGCUUUAUUUUAUACUUAGUUAAUUCGGCUGAUAGGUCACAAAAUCGCAAACCUGCCUAAAUCAGGGCGGCCUUUGCAAACUUCGGCAAAACGACCCAUUAUUGGGCAAACGGUGUGCUAGAUAUGCCAAAAGUUACAUAUUUUUAUUGUAUAGUUGUAUUUACUGCUAAAUGUAUAGAGAUUUUAAGGUUAUGCGGUGUGCCUACGCAUUAUUAUUCAUUUUGAUGGCGUGGCGCCAAAGUAAUUUUAUGUAGACAUCGUUGGAUUGAAGAUUAAGUGUUUUGUUUAAUCUUGACUACACUGCGUAGUCUGAAGUUAAGCUGCUUACGGUCGGAUAUCGCGUUUGGUACAUUUUUUUUCUAUUACGCGUGUAUAUUAUUGAAAUUGAUUUUGUUAGAUUCGGGUGCUACUUGUGAAAAGUUUAUGGCCAGUUUCAUACUGAAAAAUAUCAAAGCAAUAAUUGUCUCUUUUUGUAAGUGAUCUCAGAUAUUCAUCAAUCAUGUGCCUAAAGUUUUUUUUUAGAUGCGUAUGGUAAUAUUCUUCACUCAGAGCCUAUAUGUGAAACAAACUCAAUGUAAUGUACUAUAUGCUUUACCAAAACCAUAUUUGCCCAAAAGCGGUCAGUACUUUGGCCUUAUCUAUGAUAGAUUAGGCCAAGAUUAUGAUAAGAUCACAAUCAAAAAACUUCCCUCGAUCCACUUUGUCAGACGUCGCCACCAGCUGAGGCAAUUCGCUGUAUAUUCGGUAGUGUAAUAGUGUAAAUUUCUAUAUAUUUUUGUAUGCGGGUAGUUAGAGGAUCGUGUUGGCUGCAAUCACUCAUCACAAGGACUCGGCACUUUCAAUUUAUCAUCAUAUCUAAUGAUUGCAGUUGACACGACCGUUGGUCUUAUUGAACGGAUAGAAGCAUAGAAUUCGGAAUAAUAUAAGACCAUAGAAGUGGCAAGUAGAGUGACAUCAUAUCCUUUUUAUUUUGCAUCUCAAUUCUGUGAUGUUUUUAACAGUUUUGCUUCUGCGCAGACAACUGUUUGCAAGAGAUGCAAGGCGUUGAUACUCAAAGUUUAAGGUACAAUAUAGCAUUUCUGCAAAGCACGUGGAAUUGAUAUUCAAAUAGUGACAGGUUAAAAGCCUGUCGCCUACAAGCUAAAAGUGGAUUUUCUGUCUUUUCUAGAUUGUUUGCUCUGUCUACUAUAUGUUUAGAAGUAUAGCCACUUCUAUUGUCUUAUAUUAUUCCAAUUUCUAUGCGUUGAAAGGGUUGCUAUUAUUACUUUAACAUUUAUUUCUGUAAAACAAGGAAUUCCGCUACAGAAUUUUUAUAUAAUCAACUUUAUGUAUACAAAGGUGUUUUUCUAAUUAAACUGUCACUUUGCAUUAAACACAUUGCGAUAUGUAUAAGGUUUAACGAAUACAGUCUACAAAACAUAGAAACUGUUAAAAACUUUGUAAAAUCAUUGAUCAUUCCGACAUCUAUAAUUCGCAUCCCGAAAUGAAAUUCUGCGAGCAUAUUUCUAAAUGAGAACUGUAAAUGUUAGUUUUGAUAGCAACCAAGUGUGCAUAAUUAUAGUUGGAGAAUACUUUGCAAUUAAGGUAUAUCUAUAUAAUAUUUAGAUUAUUUUUAAACAUUAUGUUAAACCAAUUUAGGUUUUAUGUUUCACUCGACAUACGUCCUUACUGUACAAACGUUUUAUUUUGUAAUAUAUUUGUAAUCCGUGCGGGCGGAUUAAGGUUAACGUUUUUUGACAGUUGAAAUUGAUUUUUGGAUGCGUUCGGAUUAUCAUACUAAAAAUUUAAGGUGUAAUUGAGUGAUAUUUUUUUAUUAAAUUUCGUAUUUUACAAUAAUACUUAAUAGGUAUGACCUUUAAAGCAUUGAGUUGGUAAGUAUAAAUACGCAUUGUCAGUAUUAAGUUGCAUAACACAAAAAAAACACUGAAAAUGAUUAGAUAUUCUUUAGUAUUAUGAUCCGAAUGUUUAUAUAUGUUAUUUUUUUUUGGUAAGACAUUGUUUAUGGUAUAUUAAAAUAUACGUUCUCCCCUCUAUAUCUCAGUUUGUCUAGUUAAUUGUAUCAGUUUAUAAAUUAGUAUUAUUUGACACCUUGGCUACAACACUCAUUUUUAUUAAAAAAAUAUAUUUUUAGGUUAUUUUUUUUUAAGUAUUAUUAAUCAAACUUUAAUAUUCUGAAAAUUAUAUUAAAUAUUCAAAUCGGUAAUAACAAUUUUUAUUAUUACUGUAUAUAUUAUGACCCCUAAAAGCUUAUAUCACGUGCCUAAGAGAUUUGUCCAUUUUAAAGUACAUGACGGUGUAUUAUUUGAUAUAUGAGUAACUGAGUCAUUUGAAUAUUGAGUUACAUAAUAAAAUUGUAUGCGCGUGCGUUUUUAUGUAUGUAAAACAAUAGAGGAUAUUUUUGUAUGAUAAUGAAAUAGAUUUACGUAUGUAAGUUACUUUUUCAUAUCAACCGAACAAUUCGAAGCAAUAACUGUAUGUUUUAUUUGUUUGUAAGUUAUUUUUUUUAUCGCUGUGGCGUUAACUAGUGGCCUGUGUUUCGAAAUAAAUAAACAACAUUUAUUUGAAAAAGGUAUAUUUAUUUUCCUCCGUAAUAAAUGGCCUUCAAGGUAAAGUUGUAGCAUAUAGUAUUCUUUGCCAGCCGAUGCUGUAGCAGUGACGGAAGGUAUCGUGAGGAAACCUGCACAUUCAAGUAAUUGUACGUGGGACCUACGUGUACAAAAUGACCCUCAGUAGAUCUGUGAGACAAUUUAAACUCUCACAAUCGCUUAAAUGACCACAGAUUUAACAUUGUGUGCUACAUUUUGUUAAUAAUAAUACUAAUGUUUCUUUGACAUUUUCUUAAUAUUGUGUGUUUUGUGGGUUACAAGCUAACGUAUGUCAUUAUUGUCUGUGUAUCACAUAGGACACUAGUAAACGCAUGCGCAGCAUCACAGCCACAGACAUAGAUCCAGCUUUCUUUAUUUGUUCAAAAUGUUUAACCAACUUUUAGACUUUCUUUUUAAAAGUGUUUCAUUAGAAGUUCUUCAGUAGUUGUCAUAAACCACAGAAAGAAAAUUAUUUAAAAAAAUUAUGAUAAAAAUAUGAUGAAUAAAACGACCAGUAUAUGAAAAAAAAAAACAAAUAAGUCUGUCGACCCAAACUGCGGUCUUUACAGUAAGUAAAAAGAAAUGGUACACUUUUCAUACAUACGGGUGAACUUGCAGUGUCUAGCUGGUUCUAUGUCUGUGGUCAUCACACAUUCGCGUACAAUACUUGAUAGCAAUGCCUUACAACUUAUGUAGGAAGGUGAAAUACUUUAUAUCAUACAAAAGUUUUUUUUUUUUAAUAUAAAUAUCAUAAGUGGUAAUAUAAAAUUAUGCAAUGCGAAUUGUAUUUAAGAACAGAAAAUAGCAAUUAAAAGUAAAUUUUUGAACUUAUAAGCAAUAAUUAAAAACAUGGUUUUCGUAAUAAAUAUCAAUAAUCUAAAUAAGGUAUUAUAUAAAAAGAUUAAAAAGGUAUAUUAUACACAAACAACUCCACGUACAGAAAAUACAGUAUAAACAUCUAUAAAAAUAACUUUUUUUUAAUUUUUAAUCAUCAGCUGUAUAUUGCAUAUUUUUAUUUUAAACUAUGUCUAAGUUCAUUUUAAGCUGUAAAAGGUCAUCAUUGUGGGCUUACUAAUUAGCUUGUUUCUUGAAAACUUAGUUAAGUUAGUGAUAGUAUAUUUUUUUACGUGCAUCAAAUCAGCCGUACAUUUUUUAUGAGGAUUUACAGUGGGCCACAUUGAACGAUUCUACUAUACUAGACUAAUACAGUUUUCUAUGUGGCCCACUGUACCUGUGAUUGGUUAGGCUACGUUUACACUGCAAUCAGAAAUUAACUUUUAAGUGACAAUGUAUUUAAUUCUUGUAUCUUUGCCCUUCGACUUGGUUUUAUAUUAAUUAACCUAUUUUUUUCACUGCAACGGAACUUUAUUAAUUCUUCUUUCUUAAAUAUAUAUAUAUAAAUAUUAAUGUGACUGAUUGACUGACUUGUCCACGCAUAGCCCAAAUAGCUGAAUGCUAGAUAUUUGUACAUGGAACCUCAAUGCUAAAAUAUAAUGGAUCUUGGAUACAAUACAGUAAGAGAAGAUUUCCCGAAAGUCUAACGGAAAGAAAAUAAAACUCCAGUUUUCGUUUCGGCCUUAACUAUUAUAUUUAUAUUUAUUUCAUGACGCGAAUGAAUUGCUGAAAUUGUCAUUUAUAUAUUAUGUAUAUAUUUUUAUAUUCAGCCAUACAGCUGAGCGUGGCCUUUCAGUGUUUUCGAGGCUAUUGGCUCUGUGUACCCCGCAGUGGAUAUAGACGUGGCUAUAUGUAUUUAUGUAAUUAGAUCUAGAUUUUAUGUGUUUUUCCCUUAGUAGCACUUCCUUUUAAUCAUACUAUCUCGAAACACCCAAAAAUUCAAGAUGUAAAGCUGUCUGACGGCAAGGGAAUUUCUUUUUCUAUACUAAUAUUAUAAAGCUGAAGAGUUUGUUUGUUUGUUUGAACGCGUUAAUCUCAGGAACUACUGGUUCGAAUUGAACAAUUCAUUUUGUGUUUAAUAGACCAUUUAUCGAGAAAGGCAAUAAUGGAAAAUGUGAAAAAAAAAACGAGGAAAAUUAUUCCUCCUUGAGGGCUUCAAUGGUGCCCAAAAUAACUAUUCCACGCAGACGAAGUC
Molecule: messenger RNA, 12974 nt
Organism: Amyelois transitella
Lineage: Eukaryota; Metazoa; Arthropoda; Insecta; Lepidoptera; Pyralidae
Gene: Mical
Product: F-actin-monooxygenase Mical
Exons: 29
Coding region: 126-7193 (2355 amino acids)
Source: RefSeq, a predicted model, not a curated record